CGUCACACCAGUUUACGGAAGCGUAACCAGCCACUACAAAAAUGGAGGACGACAUCUCGGAUUUGAGCAGACCACAAAUGUACUUGUUUGGUUGCACCCUCAAGUCGGACAAAAGGGAGUUCAAAGUUGAAGUAGACGACGAUGAUACGGAGCAACAGCUGUCACUCAAAGCAGUGUGUCUUGGAGCCGAGGCUGAGGAUAAGUUCCACAUGGUGGAAGUCGAGGGCCUAACUUAUGAUGGAAAAACGACCAAAGUGCCGCUGGUUGUCCUGAAACCGUCCGUCCUGCCCUCUAUAAGUUUAGGUGGAUUUGAAAUCACACCUCCAAUUACCUUCCGUCUCCAGUCUGGCUCCGGACCAGUUCACAUCAGCGGGCAGCAUUUUGUUAGUGUGAAGGAUUCAGAGGAUGAAGAAGAGGAGAACAAUACGUCCCCUGUGAAGAGGCCUGCGAGCCUGAUGUCGGAGAAGAAGCCUCCAUUGAAAAAACUGAAGAUGGAUUCUGAUGACGAUGAAGACGACAGCGACGAGGAUGAUGAUGAUGAUGAUGAAGAUGAUGACGACAGCGAUGAAAAUGAUGUGAAGCCUCAGAAGAAUGUCGGAAAAGAGUUAAAAAAAACCCCAGCGUCUUCACCAAAGAAGCCCGACAAGACUCCGGUAAAACAAAAUGGCCCCGCAGGAAAACCAUCAGGAUCAGCGGUCAAACCGCAGAUUAAGACACCUGCCCCAGGAAAAGACAAACCCCAGGCUGGCCCGUCUAAAUCUCCCUCUCUGACUGAGAUUAAAAGCAAGUUGUCAACGGCAGCCAUGGAGGGUAAGCCACUACCGAAGACGGAGCAGAAGUUUGAGAAUUUUGUGAGGAGUUCUUUUAAAAUCUCAGACAAAAAAGAGUCCCAGCAGAGCUCUGCUGAUUUUAGGUUUUACAUUGAGAACCACACGAGGAACCCAGACGACCUCAGCCGGAAGCAGGUCCGGAUCUAUCAGCUCUACAGCAGAACCACAGGGAAACACGUCCAGAUCUUGGGGAAGAAAAUCAAUGCCAAUGGAGAUGAUGGGGGCAAGUAUGCCCUUCUUGUUGUCGAGACAGAAACCUUCGGUAGCCACAUUCGUAUAAAAGGAAAAGAGAGCGAACAUUACAUUUGCAUGAACGAAAAAGGCAAAAUAGUUGGAAGGCCCGAUGGAAGGAAGCAGGAGUGUGUCUUUGUCGAAGAAUUCCUGGAGAACAACUACACAGCUCUUGUGUCGGCCAAGUACAAAGGAUGGUACCUCGGAUUCAACAGGAAGGGUCGGCCCAAGAAAGGCUCGCAGACCACGCAGAGGCAACAGGAAGUCCACUUCAUGAAGCGCCAGCCAAGGGGCAGGGUAGACCCACCAGAGGUGUUUCGUUUCACCACAGUAACAAAGCGGACACGAAGGGCUCGGCGAUUAAAACCCAACUCCAAGAGGAACUGAUGGGACCAAUGAGACAGCAUUAAUUUUCCUCGGCGGUGGGGGGGGGGGGGAACUAUAUCUGAAAAUCUCAAGCUUCUUGUCUUAAAAGAAUCACCUUAAAGUCUUCACUCCUGUAAAAGAAAGACAGACAAAAAGAACAUAAAAAUUCAAAGAUGUUUUAUUUUUGUAUUUCAGGAUGACUGAAUAUUUCCUAACUCUUGGAUUCUUCUGGGUUGCUGUCAUUGUGCUAACGUGCCUGUCAUGUUAUUUAUACUGGAUCAACUAAAGGACCUCUGAGAGAAUUCCUGUUGCCGUCGUCCUCAGCUACGUUUGAACUGCAAGCUGAAGGCAUGCUUUCUUUUUGACACUGGGGGUUGAAGCAGGAGCUGACACAAUGUUAUAAAAAUCAGCCAACUAGAGAUUUAUUGGAAUACCUGUCGGUUUUUGUUUGUGUUGCCCCUUACAACGCGGAUCCCAUACUUUCCACUGGAAUCAGACACCAUGGAGAUGAAACGGAGAGAGGUGGCAGGCGCAGGUGACACUGCUGCCGGGAUAACUGUGUAGCUUUGAGUGCAAUAUUUUACAGGUCUUUCUCUUCUUCUUCCCCCCCCCCCCAUAUGUCUGUCAACCUCAGCUUCACUCGUUGCCCCUGGAAUGCGCUGAACCUUCUGAGUACCGUGUGUGAUUUCCUUGACAUUUCCAUGCAGUCUGUGAUUCAGCUAAAACACGACAUGCUUCGACUAGUCAGGCACCAGCUGUGGCUUAAGUCUUGUUUAAACACACACAAAACAAUACAAUACAAACAAAAAUAUAACAACUGAUGUGAUUCAUAUUCCACAAAGUCUUCUAGCUUCAUCACAUUCAGGAGACAGAUUUUAAUCCCUUUCGUCUUCCCUUGGACUCGCUUUUUAACAGCUCAUCCUCACAUGUGUUAAAGUUGUUCCAGAAAAGGAUGCCUUGAUUCUUUGAGUGUGAGCUAGCUAAUAUUUUGGGGUUGGUGAUGAAGACUUCCUCUACCUCCUUGUUCUUUUUGUUUAUCUUUACCUAGUCUGACUGUCUGUGUUCAGUUAAUCUCAAGAAGAAGAAGCUUUCAGUCGACACUGAGCUGAACUGAGCUCUUCUUUUUUUUUUUUUUUCUUCCAAAAUCAUCUUUUGACUGUGAGCUCAUCUUCGCUCCUUUCCCAAAGAUGCUUUUGGGAAAGCUUAAAAUUGAUCCACAGACAGGAAUUCUGUAGCUCCGACCAACCCAAUCACUUCAUAAAUCCACAUUUGACAAUUAAGACGACUUCUCAGAUGAGCAACUUGUCCAGGAUUCUGGGAACAUUUUCUGCAACAUGAGUUUGUGUCUGAAUCCUAAAGGGAAAAGUCUGUCUUUCCUUCUCUCACUGACGAUAAACUCCAGCUCCCUUUUCAUCAGUAGUAUGUAUUCACCUGUCUGCUGGCAGGUUUUUGUAUGAGUUGCUACUAACAACAUGACACAUUUAUGAUUUUUUUUAAACAAAUGUAAGCAAAAAUAAUUUUAUGACUAUUAUUAAGAUAUUUAUUGCCUCCCUUUGUAAAUAAAAUGUGAUGAGUUUUAUUUGGCCUCUGUUAAUAAAAUGAGGACUAUAUUUUAAAAGAAAA
Molecule: messenger RNA, 3050 nt
Organism: Micropterus dolomieu (smallmouth bass)
Lineage: Eukaryota; Metazoa; Chordata; Actinopteri; Centrarchiformes; Centrarchidae
Product: nucleophosmin-like
Exons: 13
Coding region: 42-1448 (468 amino acids)
Biological process (GO): ribosomal large subunit export from nucleus; positive regulation of transcription by RNA polymerase II; chromatin remodeling
Cellular component (GO): ribonucleoprotein complex; nucleoplasm; nucleolus
Molecular function (GO): growth factor activity; chromatin binding; histone binding
Source: RefSeq, a predicted model, not a curated record